UGAGGUCCCCAGGAAGCUCUAAACUCGGAUGCCCCUUGCAGGGCCUUUAGUCAAACUCAGGUAGGGAUGGGGAGGCAGGCAUCAGUGUCUUUAGAAUGUUCCUCGGGUAACUGAAAUGGGCCCUGGUCCAACCACUUAUUCCUCUGAGGCCCAAGGACAGCAGCUUGCCAGGGUCACAUGGCCAAUUUGCAGGAGGGUCACAGGAGCAGAUGGAGAUUUCUUCAAUGCUGAGGGUCCUACGGGGAAGAGGGGAGAGAGGGCGUGAAGGCAGAGCAGAGCAGGCAGGCAGGGAGCAAGAGAGACUGGUGGCAGCAUGUGCCCCGUGACCCAGAAGACUUCAUGGACAGUUAGCAGAGGACUCCAGGGCUUUCUCCACUGUUUCACAGAAGGGAGACUGAGGCACAGUUGCCCAAGGAAAAGCACCAGCCUGGGGGGGGGCGAGUCAUCAUUAGUGCCCGGUUACUUCUGGAGCUUGGCCAUGACUUCAGUGUCAGGAGGCAGCCUAAGAGGAUAGCUGAGUUUUUCCCUCUGACAAGCGUUUGGACUGGUUUCUCUUCCAGGCGUAUUUAGACUCUUCCUCAAGGUUUUGCAAAUGUUGGCAGUAACCACAGCGGCCACAGUGAUGGUGGAGCCAAGCCUCGUUCUGAACCCUGGUCCCCCGGGGAGACAAGAACUUAACGCCCGUGGCUUCAGUUUCCCCUUCUUCAAAAUGUGAUCCCUUCUGAGACUAAAUGAGAGGACGUACGUGAGAGUGCCAGGGACACAGAGCUGAGGACCUGUGCCCCUGAGUGACUGCAGGCAUAAUGGUGCUUAUGUGAGCAGCUACCAAAGGGGACAGCAGGCUCUGGGAGCACGUGUCUCUGGGUGCUGCUGGCCUUGUGGGCCAUGGUGGCAUGGGUCUGUCGUUCUUAAGGACAUUUUUUUCUGUCUGAGAUGAAGAAGAACCUCUCGGUUCCCCAUAGUAAGGACUUACUGAGCUGGAGUAAACCAGGACCUGGGGCCGUUCAUACUAGAUUAAUAUAAAGAAGAAAAGAAGAAAGAAAAGAUGCUCAAAAGACGGGCUUCCUGGCAUCGGAUCUGCUGCCAGUCCGCUGCACAGCCCCAGGUAGUUUCCAUGGCUGUGUUUUCGGCAGGGACAGGAAUGUUGUGUUUUUGCAACCAUCAGCUCAUGGCUGCCUUGAGUCAGGGCCCUGAGUUCAUGCUUACCUGGCAGACAGGUGACAGCAAUCUGUCAGGAUGUGAGGAGACCAGAGAGAGGCAGGAGCGCCACGUUUGGCUGAAAGGCCUCGCAGAGGCAGCAACUUGUCAAGUGGGUCCUGACAAGUCACCAGGACCCUUGCAGGUAAGGGGAGCAGGGGCAGUGAGGCCUCUGCAAAUGCUCAGGGAAAGGUUGAUGUGUCACAAACAGGAACUUACUCUUCUUGAUUAUUCCUGGAGGCUCUGUGAUCCCAGCACCCCGCGGUGCUCUGGGGACCUGCAAGCACGGCAGCCUCCGCAGCUUUCUCCGCAGCUUUUCGCCCGAACUGCUAUAGAAACGUCCUGCCAAGAUUUGGGGCAGGCUUUGGAGAUAGGAUUUUCCCAAGCGCCACAGCCCCCACACUAGCCUCCUCUGACUUGACCCCAAGCUGGUUUAGGGUUUCCUUCAGAGAUAUGGGGAGUGGUGGAACUGAGAGAGGCCACCUGUCAGGCGCGGCACAGGCAGGACCUGUGGAGGUGAGCACAGGGACAUAUGUGUUUACAGGUUCACCCUGAGGGCACAGGACACCCUGCAGAGGAAGAACACUCGCCUGACCUGGCCCUUUCAAACCUGCUGCCUCUCCAUGGGGAGCCGCUCCUGGCCCCCUGUACAUCCCCAUCUGCCUCUCUCUCACCGUCCUCUCCUUCUCUUCCUCUUCUUCCUCUCCUCGCAGCACCUCCUAUCAGAGGGAAAAGGAAGCAGUCAGAGGGGGGUGACCCCCCAGACCCACCUGUGUCCCCUCAACCUGAUGGUGAGCAGAGUAGGAGCCAGAGCCCCAUCCAGCUGGAGGAUGCCCUCGAGGCAGGCGGGGAGCGGGAGGAGGAGCAGGCCUUCCUGGUCAGCCUCUACAAGUUCAUGAAGGAGCGACACACACCCAUCGAGAGGGUGCCCCAUCUUGGCUUCAAGCAGAUUAACCUGUGGAAGAUCUACAAGGCAGUGGAGAAGCUGGGGGCCUAUGAAAUGGUGACUGGCCGCCGCCUCUGGAAGAACGUGUAUGACGAACUAGGGGGCAGCCCUGGCAGCACCAGUGCGGCCACGUGCACGCGCCGUCACUACGAGAGGCUGGUCCUUCCAUAUGUGCGACACCUAAAAGGGGAGGAUGACAAGCCGCUGCCCCCUUCCAAGCCCAGGAAGCAAUACAAGAUGGCCAAGGAGACUCGGGGGGACGAUGGGGCCACUGAGAGGCCGAAGAAGGCCAAGGAGGAGAAGCCAGUGGGCCAGAUGAUGCCAGGAAAGACUAAGACAGAUGCCACAGACCUGGUGAGGCCCCCCAGCCAGGAGUCCUCCCGGGACACCACGGAGCAGCCAGGCCCAGCUUCUGGGUCCUCAUUGCCCUUCAUGGGUGCCAGCAGCUGCCCUGAGGCCUACAAGCGGCUCCUGUCUAGCUUCUACUGCAAAGGGACACAUGGCAUCAUGUCACCACUGGCCAAAAAGAAGCUCCUGGCCCAGGUGAGCAAGGCAGAAGCCUUGCAGUGCCAGGAGGAGGGCUGUCUCCAUGGGGCAGGUGGCCCCAACAGGGAGCCCCAGGUGUCCCCAGCUGCUCACCUCCCGGAAAGUCCCUCGAAUCCAGGAGGGCCGUCCGAGAACCCCAGGCACCGGCUGGCCGCUCAUGAGGGAUCAGAGGCCCCCGGUGGCAACCUCAGGGAGGAGGCUCAGGCGAGCCCCCACCCUCCAGCCCCCAUCUUCACUGGUUGUUUCCAUGCCUGCCCCUCCAAGGUACUGAAGCCCAUCAGCCAGCACCCCCGGGACUUCUUCUCCUAUCUCAAAGAUGGGGUGCUCUUGGGGCCCUCUAGCCAAGAGAGGGGGCUGCCGGCCAGAGAGCCACCGCUGGUGUGGGGUGGGGGUGCCAGCCGCCCCUCUGCAUUCCGCAAAGGUGGUCCCACAAAGGACAGCCUCUGUCCCACGCCCAAAGCUUGCUGGGUGACCCCCAUGGCCAAAGCCUCUGCUGACAGCCCUGUGCCCCUGCCCACCUUCCCUGGCAGCCCAGGCCUCAGUAAGCGCAGCCGGGAGGAAGAGGGUUUUGCCCCUUGUGGCAAAAAACUACGGGCAGUGUCACCCUUCCUCAGGGAGGUGGACACCAAGGAGUGUGGGGCCAAGUCUGUGGGGCCUGGCCUGGCUGUCUCCUGCCUGCUGGGCCCAGCCCUGGGGCCUGCACUCCCAGAGGCCUACAGGGGCACCAUGCUGCGCUGCCCACUGAACUUUGCCAGCACCCCAGAUCCCUUAAAGGGCCAGACCACACUCCCCUUGAGCCCUCUGGUCAUCCCAGCCUUCCCGGCUCACUUCCUGGCCACUACAGCACCCUCGCCCAUGGCUGCUGGCCUGAUGCACUUCCCCCAGGCAUCCUUCGACAGUGCCCUCCGCCACAGACUUUGCCCAGCCUCGUCUGCGUGGCAUGUGCCACCUGCCACAACCUAUGCAGCACCCCACUUCUCUUUUCACCUCAACACCAAGCUGUAGGUCGGAGCCCGCAGUGCUGUGCUGUGGAGGGUCUGAUGUGGCCCGCGCUGGGGGACACUGCCAGUGGGCUCUGUGCCGGAGCCUAUACCACAGAAGAGCUGGACUGUGCCUGAGCAGGAACGGGCCCCUGCCAGGACAGCCUGGCACAGAGGGAGGUGGAAGGAAGAUGGGGUUUGCCGGGGGCUGGGGCCCAGUUGGAAGGCCCUGAGAAGACAGGUGCAGGGCCAGCAGCUCCCAGCUGGGGCCCUUGGGAGCAGAGGCCAGGGAUGGGUAAGGGAUAGCAGCUUGAGGCAUCCAGGUGCCCAAGGGAAAUCCAAUAAAACGUGGUGUGAACCCACCCA
Messenger RNA from Pteropus alecto (black flying fox), 4035 nucleotides. It is a transcript of the gene ARID5A, whose product is annotated as AT-rich interaction domain 5A. Bases 1730 to 3694 code for a protein of 654 amino acids. Gene Ontology annotation, cellular component: nucleus. Gene Ontology annotation, biological process: regulation of transcription by RNA polymerase II. Gene Ontology annotation, molecular function: transcription cis-regulatory region binding. The transcript is spliced from 6 exons. NCBI's taxonomy places the organism in Eukaryota, Metazoa, Chordata, Mammalia, Chiroptera, Pteropodidae. The record is from RefSeq and is a predicted model, not a curated record.